CCUCACUAACAGAAAAUGCUUCAAUACCUUUUUUAAUAAAUUUAAACCUUUAAAAAAGGUAAUAUAGCAUUAUCCUUUGAAUGAUAAGUAUAAACUAAUUUAUGUUUUUAAAGGUUGUUAGGUUCUUCCUACUCAAGGAAGGAACUAGGAUUUCAAUAAGGGGGUGAAAGGGCUUAACCAAAAUUUAGAGGAUCAAAGUUUUUAUACUAUACACAAUUGCAAAAGCAUUGAAGGAUAAGCUUUCAUUAUUAUACAUAAUUACAAGGGACUAUCUCAAAUAUCGGGGCAAGAGCCACCCCUAUCCCCCUUGUUCCACUACUAUUGCCACUGGCUUGCUCUUUGGAAAAACUUUCAAUAAGUUAUUAUCACUUUUGAAUGUACUUUUGAUUAUGAGAAAAAUACCAACCAUGCUUUCAUUGUUUUUUUUUUUUUUCCUGUCAGUGUUAUUCGUCCCUGGAGCAAUCCCUGGCUUGUGUGGUCUAUAGCGCUGACUAUGCUUCUCCAUUUACUAAUUUUGUACAUUGAACCUCUCUCCAUCCUUUUCUCUGUAGUUCCAUUAUCAUGGACCGAAUGGAAAGUUGUCCUGUAUCUCUCUUUUCCUGUGCUGAUAAUUGAUGAGGUUUUGAAGUUCUUCUCAAGAAGAUCUAGAGGUAGGAAUUUCAAUUUUAGGUUCAGAAGGGCUGACUUACUUCCCAAGAGAGAAGAACACGACAAAUAAACUUAAUACGACACCAGUCACAAUUUUUUCCUUUUUGCUUGUUUGAAGAAGAAGAGUUAAAUUAGGCAGAAGCUUUGGCCACAGAAUUCUUAUGACAACCUGUUUAAGUGCAGGGGAAAGAAAACCACAGAAUUUAUCUUGUUGAGCGUGUACAACUGUGUUGAGAUAGUUUUGAGUGAGAUAAUUGAGAUUGCAUCCAUUAUUCUAAUAGGAAUUUUGAUAUCCAUAUAUAUAUAUAUAUAUAUACACGCAUGCUUCACUGUUCAUGGAAGGUAUCUAUUUUGUUAUCUUGCAUGAGUUUUGCUCUUUUCUUACCAUCGGGCAAUGAUAUCAGAAAUUUUGUAAUGAAUACACGAAUCGAAGGCACAGGUGAAAUUUCAAACUAAUCUGGAGGCGUAGAAAGCCUUGAGUUUUAA
Molecule: messenger RNA, 1134 nt
Organism: Dendrobium catenatum
Lineage: Eukaryota; Viridiplantae; Streptophyta; Magnoliopsida; Asparagales; Orchidaceae
Product: calcium-transporting ATPase 3, endoplasmic reticulum-type-like
Exons: 4
Coding region: 494-718 (74 amino acids)
Source: RefSeq, a predicted model, not a curated record